AUGGCGCACGUCGAUUACGUCCUUUUCGAAGCCGCCCUGGGCUAUGCCCUCUUCAGCGUGGUGCACCAGGCCGAUGCUGUUGGCGCCAAGUUGAAGGAGGUGCAAACUGCCGUCAACGAGCUGCCCAAGUUCAGCAAGAUGGUUAACCUUGUCAAUUUCACUCCCUUCAGUGGUCACGUCGAGGCUCUCGAGAACGUCAAUUUAAUUUCUGAGGGUAUCGUUUCCGACCAGCUCAAGUCUGUUCUUGAGCUCAAUCUCCCUCAGACGAGCGGAAAGAAGAGCAAGAUCACUCUUGGUGUGGCUGAGAAGAACCUUGCCAGCGCCAUCAAGGCCCAGUUCCCCGGCCUCUCCAUCGAGACGAUCGAAACCUCCGUGGUUGUUGCCGAACUUAUCCGUGGCAUUCGUCUACACGCUGAAAAGCUCCUCAAGGGUCUCCAGACUGGCGAUCUGAGCAAGGCUUCCCUGGGUCUGGCCCACGCCUACUCCCGUGCCAAGGUCAAGUUCAACGUCACCCGCAAUGACAACCACAUCAUCCAGGCCAUUGCCACUGUCGACUUCCAGGAUAAGGGAGUCAACGGCUUUUUUAUGCGCCUUCGCGAAUGGUACGGCUCGCACUUCCCCGAGCUCCAGAGAUUUGCCUCAGACAACUACACCUACGCUCAGCUUGUCAGCGUUAUCGGAAACAAGAAGACUCUGUCUGAUGAGAAGCUGCACGACAUUGCUGCCAUUCUUGGCGAGGAUGGAGAGAAGGCUCAGGCUAUCAUUGAUGCUGCCAAGGUCUCCAUGGGAUAUGACCUUGCUAGCACCGACUUUGAGAUCAUUGACCAGCUCGCCCGCCUUGUCAUCAAGCAGGCCGAUAACCGUCGGUCCACAUCCACCUAUCUUGAUGAGAAGCUUGACCAGGUUGCCCCUAACCUGAAGGCCCUGCUCGGAUCCAGCGUUGCUGCUCGCCUCAUCUCUCAUGCUGGUUCUCUGACCAGCUUGGCUAAGCUGCCUUCAUCCACCCUGCAGAUUCUUGGUGCCGAGAAGGCCCUUUUCCGUGCGCUCAAGACCAAGGGCAACACUCCUAAGUUUGGUCUCCUGUUCCACGCUGGUGCUAUCGCCAAGGCUAGCAAGCAGAACAAGGGUCGUAUGUCUCGCUGUGUUGCCAACAAGGCUUCCAUGGCUUCUCGUAUCGACGUCUUCUCUGCUGAGCCUUCCACCCGGUUCGGAGAUGCCUUCAAGCAGCAAGUGGAUGAGCGUCUGGAAUUUUACGCCACUGGCAAGCGCCCCACAAAGAACUCUGAUGUUAUCAAAUCUGUCAUGGAGUCUCUCGGAGAUGCCGGUGAGACUUUCGAUGAGGAUAUGAUUGAUGCUCCUGAUGCUGCUGCCUCCAAGAAGGAGAAGAAGGACAAGAAGAAGGACAAGAAGGAGAAGAAGGAGAAGAAAGAGAAGAAGCGCAAGCACGACGAGGAUGAGGAUGUCCCCAUGACCAACGCUGCCGAUGGUGAGAAGAAAAAGAAGAAGAAGAAGUCCAAGUCACAGGAUGAGUAGAGCUCUUCCGAGUGCUCGGACGCUUCGACUGAUUAAAGUCCACCGAGGUGGCUCAACCAGAGGAGUGAAAGGUUGAGGUAAUGGGAAUACAUGGGCUCGUGGCGAAGGCGAUAAGAAGAAGAGCGACGAUAAACUCAGCAAAAAGGAAAAGCUGAGUGCCGAGCUUGCCAACGAACGCUCUGCCGAUCUCGACCAAGAUUCAGAGGAACUCGCCGAGUCCAAGCCCAAGAAGGACGAGAGCAACAAGUCCACAAAGAGCAAGUCGUCUGAGGCUGAGUAGGUUGAGUAGCAUUGGGAGGCCGGCUCUGGCCCGGGGGUGGUAUCUGCACUUCACUUUUGAGGGAGUUGUAAAGGAAUCUGGAAACGGCGUUCAAGGACAAACAGCUUUGCUAUGAUAAUUUGUACAUAUGAAGGGAUGCAUACCCGAUCUUGACGUUGCAGUGUCGAUUUAACCUUAGUAGGUUGUUGGCAUAUGCACGAUUGAAUUGAAAUUCUGAAAAUUAC
Messenger RNA from Trichoderma virens Gv29-8, 2037 nucleotides. RefSeq lists its product as uncharacterized. NCBI's taxonomy places the organism in Eukaryota, Fungi, Ascomycota, Sordariomycetes, Hypocreales, Hypocreaceae. Gene Ontology annotation, molecular function: snoRNA binding. The record is from RefSeq and is a predicted model, not a curated record. Gene Ontology annotation, cellular component: small-subunit processome; box C/D methylation guide snoRNP complex. The transcript is spliced from 3 exons. The coding region runs from base 1 to 1533 and encodes 510 amino acids.